CUUCUCCCCGUUCCUUUCUCCCUACUCUUUCUCUCUUUCUCUCCCACACAACCCCUCGCUUUCUCUCGCUCAUCCACUCCCCUCUCUUCUUAUUCUCACAUUACUAUCACUCGUAUUCAUCUCAUCUUCUCUCUUUUCUCCCUCCACUUACCUCCUUUCAUCCCCCCCUUUUCUCACGUUGCUCGAUCUCCCUCACUCCCUCCCCCGCGCCUCUUCCCCCCCUGCGUCCCUGCCUCACAUUUUCUCCAUGCCUUGGCUGCCAGAUCGCACCGGUCUGGCUGGGGCUGUUGAUCUAUCUUCAGCAUGGUCCGAGUGCCACGCGGUUGUCGGGCCUGCGCUGACGCCCAUCUUCAGGUGUGACAACAAAUCUCCCUGUAACCACUGCAAAACUCGCAAUGUCCCUUGUCUAAGUCAGACCCGAACCUUCAAAUUUCGCAACGAAGUACCUGCUCUCCAACAACGUUAUCGCACUUCAAUCUCACCGACUACUUCCACUACUUCUUCUACUUCAACCUCCUCCGCGUCGUCGCAACUUGUCCCCCGCCCGCCCCGCGAGAGGGACCCGCCUUCUCCAGGUUCGGCCCGCGGGCGCGACGUGCGAUUCGCCCCGCUGCCGCUGUCAAUGGACGAAUCCGUCUCGCCGUCUCUGACCGUCACUGCGGUCUCCGCUCAACAAACCCAGAUCUUCACCAAUUACGUCCUCACUGCCUUCCCUUGCUUCUUCAAAUGCACCGAAACUCGCGUGCCCGUCAAUUGGGUCGAAUAUGUCGACCGUCGACGUGGCGCCAUGAACUCGUGCUUCGACUGGGCCAUCCGUGCCUGCACCCUGUCUUAUACCGCCUCCCUCUACGAUAUCCCUGAACUCAAUGAAGUCGCGCGCUCCUUUUACACCCGCUCUCUCGGCGGUCUCGCCGGCCUUCUUGCCGACGAGUCGACUGCCAAAUCCGACGAAGCCCUCUCCACCGCAAUCGUGCUCGCCGUGUUCGAAAAGCACCACUGCACCGGCCCAGAGGCGUGGAUCCACCACGCCCACGGUAUCCGCGCACUUCUCAAACUCCGCGGCCCCAAGGCCCAUCUCUAUGGCUUCGGUCGUGCCAUGUACAUCGUCUACCGACCGAUCCUUGUCUCCGCUGCCCUCAUUGAGGGCGAAGCCUGCUUUCUCGAGGAGCCUGAAUGGCAAUCCCUCAACGAGCAGAUCUCCGACGACAACGCCAAGCUUCCCGAUUCGUCAUUGUAUACGGACGUCGUCGACCGGGGCCUGCGCGAAAUAAUAAAGAUCCCCGGUUACGUCAAACGCGUCCGCGACCUACUCUCCCUGCCCUUGACCAAACGGGCCAAGCUCGAACCCCCCUUGCUGCAAAGCGUACAAGCUACCCGCGCUACCCUGCGCGGUAUCCACACCGAGUUCGGCGUGUCCAUCUCCAUGCUCCGUGCCGGCCACAGUCAGCCGCGCGGCUUCAUCGGACCACUACCACAAUUCUUCUUUGAGGGGUAUUCGGCGCAUGUCACGCGGGGCGUGCACGCCGGACUCACCAUCCUGAAUUACCUCGUCAUCAUGCUGGACCCGAGCCAGCGUGAAACCCCACAGAAAGAAGCUCGUCUACUAUCCAAUCCGCCAUCCCCGGAGAGUGCGGUCAGUCCGGCGUCGGAGUAUAGCUCCCCGCAGACCCCGUCUAGCUCGCCGGGAUCUCCCCAGCUCGUUGUGGAGUCACUGAUCACCCCGGACUAUAAGCAGGGUCCGACGACGGACUGGAUGGAUCAAUUGACAUCGUCGAUGGGAAUGGACGGCGUGCGGGUGCGUAUUGUUGAUUAAUCAUGAUAGUUACUUAUGUAUGUAUAGCGCGUUUGGAGUUGUGAAUUGGACUGUCUUGGCUGG
This is a messenger RNA of Aspergillus vadensis CBS 113365, 1876 nucleotides long. RefSeq lists its product as uncharacterized. The coding region runs from base 248 to 1813 and encodes 521 amino acids. NCBI's taxonomy places the organism in Eukaryota, Fungi, Ascomycota, Eurotiomycetes, Eurotiales, Aspergillaceae. The transcript is spliced from 2 exons. The record is from RefSeq and is a predicted model, not a curated record.